Messenger RNA from Botrytis porri, 1158 nucleotides. RefSeq lists its product as uncharacterized. Bases 1 to 1158 code for a protein of 385 amino acids. NCBI's taxonomy places the organism in Eukaryota, Fungi, Ascomycota, Leotiomycetes, Helotiales, Sclerotiniaceae. The record is from RefSeq and is a predicted model, not a curated record. The transcript is spliced from 2 exons.
AUGACAGAGUUAUUUUACCUUGCCAGGCCUCUACUACAGCUUAAUAGUGGAGAUGCAUAUAUGGAAGCUGCGAAAAAUCUGCGUACUAGAUUGACACCUUCACAAAGAGAGGCCUCAGAUGAAGGCUUAAUGGAGAGUCGGCGUGAAACACUCGUAACCUUUCUCUUGCAGCAGAAAUUCAUCACAGAGGACCUCGAUAUUUGGGAUGCAGAUAGACUUUUUGAGUAUUUCCUGGUAGAUGUACAGAUGGGACCACAAAUUCGAACUUCGCGAAUCAAGACAGCUAUUUCAGUUGUACCGAUGAUUCGUUCUGUUAGCGUCUCUGUACCAUCAAAUCUAGAGACCGAGACUGAUACUAAUGCCGUCUUGACAUUACUAGAGCAUAAGUAUCGUGUGACACAGAACGCAGCUGACUAUGCUGCUUCCCAACUUGCUUCUGGAAGUGAAGCAUUCAGAACCGAUCGAAUUCCAAUCACAGCAAUAGCUGUGAGUUCCGGUGCUAAAGAUCCUGGAGUGUUUGAGCUCAACUUAUCUGGUCCCCGGUAUAUGCCAUUCGAAGGCGCAGGUGCCAUUUCAACAUGGCGUCUCGAAUUCCCGGCACCAAUCCGUCAUUUCAAUUAUGAGUCGAUCACUGAUGUGCAACUACACGUACAGUACACCGCUUAUGAAGGAGGUCCAACCCUGAAAAAGGCGGCAAAGGAUGCGGUUGUGCAAGCGGCUCAAACAAUCGCGGCCCAAGGUCAACACCAAGGCUAUUGGGCACUUUGGGACCUUAACGACUUCGCAGGAAAAUGGUCAGAUUUUGAAAAGACGCUCCUUACUCCCAACGUGGAAGCAGCCUUGGAACCCGGCAAUUUGCAAGACAGUUUACCUUUCUGGUCACGACACCAAAAAGAACUCCAAGUUCAGUCCUUCACAUUGAUGUCGCGAAAUAAGAAUGUUAGGGACAGAUUGAGUAUACUGGUGGAUCCAAAUACACCUGCAUACAAUGGAACUGAUGGUAUCUACUUCGGUGAUUUCUUUACCAGGCAAUGCGAGAUGACUGAGAAGAACUUAAAUUGGAAACUUAAGGCAGGAGCAGUUCCGGUUGCAGCGGUCGCAAGCGAAAAUGUUUAUAUGUUUGUUCGUUACAUUUAUGUUGGCAAGAACAUUUCAUAA